CUCCCAAUUGCUAAGCAAAUUACCAAAUCCUUCACGUUUCUUUUCUCGCGUCGGUACUUCGCUCGAAGCUAAAACCCUAGCGAGCAGGAAAGGAGAUGUCCCGGCCCUUGCCGCCGCCUUCUGCGGCCGUUGGUGCACCAUCGUCGGAGUUGGAGCGGGGGAAGCUGUUCGUAGGCGGCCUGUCGUCGGACACGAGGGAGGAGGCGCUGGCGGACUAUUUCGUGAGGUACGGUGAGGUGGAGGAGGCUGUGGUGAUUAAGGACCGAGUCACCGGGAAUGCGAGAGGCUUCGGUUUCGUAAAGUUCGCUGACCCACAGACCGCCGAGAGCGCGCUUAGGGAGGACAAGAAGCAUGUCAUUCGAGGAAGAACGGUUACAGUGAGAGGAGCUGCUCUUCGAGUUCAUCCGCAUCAGAACCGUGAGUUCCUGAAUCCAGACCGGAAUGGGCAAUCAAUGAGAUCAUUCAACGACAAUGGUGAUAGAAUGUUCCACAAUAUCUACAGCGCGAAUUUGAAAAAGAUUUUCAUUGGAGGUUUGCCAGACAACGUGGAUCAACAGGACCUCAAGAGCUAUUUUGAGAAGUUUGGUUCUGUUGUUGACGCAGUUGUAAUGUUCGAUGGUAUGACGCGACGAUCAAGAGGCUUUGGAUUCAUCACAUUUUCGUCCGAGGAGCCAGUGGCAACGGUGUUACGGAACAGCCACCAUGAGUUGAAUGGCAAACUUGUGGAGGUUAAGAUUGCCAUCCCCAAGGAUGACAGAAAAUAUGCUGAUAACAAGCAUGAUUAUGAUUAUCAUAAUGUGAGAGAGGAUCAAAGAGGUGGAAGAGGACCCUUUUAUGCUCCCUAUCCAGGCUAUCUUUACCCCAACUAUGGAUAUUAUGGACAUGUUAACUAUGUGACACAACCUUUUCCUCCUUAUGCAUAUGGAGGACUAGUUGGAGUAUAUAAUUCCACUGGUCUACAUGGGUUUCAAUAUGGUGGCCUGAUAAGUAUUCCGGCGAAUCCUUGGAGCAAUUCAAAGAGAAUUUCUGAGCAUGGUAUGCAUCCCAACGUUGUUAAGAGGAGCAGCGGAGAUAGCAUGUCAGUUUCUGAUCAUGGCCAUGGGUUAAAUGGCAACAAUGAGAACUAAAGCAGUGCUGACGCUGAAAACCAAAUUGGAGGCAUGGCACAGUAAGAUUUAGAAGAUGUAGAAUGUGGCGCACUGUGAAUUUGGAUUUGUAGAUUUAACCUUGUAAUUUGCUAGGUAAUUUUUUAUUGAAAUUUGUCCUUUAAUUUUGUUAUUUGCAGUAGCUGUCCUUUAACAUUAGAAUCCAACAAUAUACUCUGUGGUGACAACUCAUCUGUGAACCUGUGCUGUUCUUAAUUGUAAUCAUAAUUACUCAGUGACGAAAAAUAUAUGAUUUGUUUCCUGUUAAAUGCUCGAUGCCAAAACUUUCACGGUGAUGGAUGAUCUUCGUUCCUAGAUUUAUAAACCUUUGCCUUACAUCUCAACAAAGCAUUUGAAAUCAAUCAGAAACAGUGUGGUGUUCCAACACGUCUAAGAUCAAAGUUUCCACUGCGCCAUCAACGGAACAAACUUGAGAAGUGAGCGAGGUCCAGAUUUCUGCCUCAGGAAUCUUACCAUGGCUGAUCAUUUCCUCUAACCACAGCACGGCUUCAAAUAUCCUGCCGAUCAAACAGAGCCCCUGGAUUACAUUGCCAAAGACAGCCCUGGUCGGUAGAUACCUCCUCCUCAGCAUCUUCUCCAAAAUCUGCGCUGCCUCAGGGUACUGACGUUCGCCGCACAGGCCAUCGAUCAAAAUAGUGAAUGUUUCCUUCUGUGGUACACAAGCCAACUGCCUCUCCAUCCUGCUCAAGUACUCCACCGCCCUCGUUGACUGCCCCUCCUUGCAUAGUCUGUCCAUGACUAGAUUGUAAGCACGGACAGAUGGAACACAGCCAUUCUCUAUCAUCUCCUUGGACAAUACGUUUGCAGCCUCAUCUGCCUUCCCCUCGCGGCAUAAAGCACCGAUCUUGUCUUCAAAAAUGGACACGGUUGGCCUAAACCCACUUUUGAUCAUUUCAUCGAACAUUUGUUGGGCAUCCACGAGCCUCCCUUCUGCAUACAAAUCCCCGAGCAGAGCUUUGUAGCUCGCCAGGCUCUUGACUCCUCGAACCACCAGCGCCUCGUCGAUUACCUGCUUGACCUCCUCUGCGUUCAGCCCGCUCAGCACAGGUCCACAGAAGGUUCGCCGGCGUUUUGGGGAUUUGAGCCCCUUGAGGAGCACUCUGGUGAGGAUAUCCUCCGCAUCGGCUAUCCGCCCGUCCCGGUGCAACGCCUCGAUGAGAGUCCGGUAAACGACAACGUCGGCGUCACAGCCCUUCUGGGAGAUCCGCCAGAGCAUGGAGAGGAGCAAGUGAUAGGCAUCGUCGAGGCGGCCUGCAUCGCAGAGGCCGCGCAUGAGGAUGCGGUAAGUGUCGCGAUCGGGGUGACAGCAGACAUCUUUGAAAGAGGAGAACGCCUGGAGGGCCGCAUCGGGGCGGCCGGCGCGGCAGAGUGCGUCGAGGAGGAGGUUUAGUGUAUGGUAGCCAAAUUGGACUUCGCGUCUCCCGGCGCACCGCGCGACUAUACCGAGGGCGAGAGUGAGGUAACCGCGGGAGAGGAGGAGGCGGAGAAGGGCAUGGAAGGAACAUGACCAUGAAGGGGAGUUGGAUCGGGGAAGAA
Zingiber officinale is the source of this 2702-nucleotide messenger RNA. Its product is annotated as RNA-binding protein 1-like. Lineage: Eukaryota; Viridiplantae; Streptophyta; Magnoliopsida; Zingiberales; Zingiberaceae. Bases 96 to 1127 code for a protein of 343 amino acids. The transcript has 2 exons. Gene Ontology annotation, molecular function: RNA binding. The record is from RefSeq and is a predicted model, not a curated record.